Rotaria sp. Silwood2 is the source of this 1587-nucleotide messenger RNA. NCBI's taxonomy places the organism in Eukaryota, Metazoa, Rotifera, Eurotatoria, Philodinida, Philodinidae. The record is from the annotation of a GenBank genome assembly.
ACAUUCAUAUUACAUUUUGAAGAAAAACUAAGGUGAUAUUCGAAAUCAGCGCAUCAAACUACACCGAAUGAUAUGUAGCGCAACAUAUUUUUCAAAAAAAACAUUUUUGUCGAAAAAAAGGCUGAGGCCCUCCCCAGCUUUUUUUGAAAAAAAUUUUUUUCUUAAAAAACCUUUUAUUUUUCUUAAAAACAGUUCUCUGAGCGGUAUACUGUCAUUUCUAGUCAAAUGAAAGUCAUUGCUAAGCAAAAAAGCCGCAUGUCCGCCUGCUCAUGUGAAAGCUCCCCACUGUGAUCUGUACAUACAUAUAUUUCAGUAUAUUUAUCAAACAAUUAGUACUUUUGAGAUAAUGAUUGUUGUAUUCUGUCAGGUUUCAUAUACACUAAUACUCAAAACGAAGGAAAAGCUCUUUAGAUAUUUUUCAUAUAAUAACUGCACAAAUGAUGAUAUUGAGCAAUGCCUAUACUUCUUUUUGUCUGGUUUCCUGCAAUCACGAUAUCAUUUCUUUUAAAACAAGAAUUGAUAAGUUCAAUAUUUUCUUAUUUGAAAUCAUUAUUUAACACAAUUGAAAGGCUUCUCAAUUCGUAUAAGACUACUAUUGACAAUAAGAAGACACUAUGAGCUACAAAGUUCGGGUUUUACACUAGAUAUCACAUUUUUAGAUUUCAAGUUCGUAUUUCUAAAUCGUUAAAACCAUCUAAAUCAAUUCACUUCAGUUCUCUUAAAAUUGAUAGAAAAAAUCAAGCCGGUCCGAUUCCAAGCUUGAACAACUGUCUACCAAAAUAGAAUACAUAUAGCAGUUCUAAUUGUCCCUCGAUUUCAUUGGCAUGUAACUGCAAAUCAUAACAUACCCUAUUGAAUUCUUUUCAAAAUAUUUCCACUACGUUUUAAUUAAUUUAAUUAUUCUUAAUUUUAGACACAACGAAAGAUAAUCUUGAUUUAUUAAAAAAACAAAUAAAUAAUUUUCAAGACAAUGAACAAUUACUUAAUCAACAAAUUUUUACUCUUCAAAAAGAAAGUCAAAAUCUUGAACAACAAUUAAUAGAAAAUCAAUAUUCAAUUGAUUCAUUAAAAACUAAUUUACAAUUAACAUUAAAUGAAAAUGAACAAUUGAAACAACAAUAUGAUGAAUUACAACAAAAGAAUAAUUUACUUAUUAAUACUAAUCAGAAUUUAACAAAUCAAUUAAAUGAAUAUGAACGACAAUCUUCUGAUUUUCAUUCUCAAGAUAUUUCAAAACAAAUGAUUCAAAAAGAUAUUCGUCAUACACCAAUUCAAGAAGUUCAAAUUCAUAGAAUAACUCCUGUUCGAUCAACAUAUUCUCCAAAUAUCGAAGAAGAACUUCGUCAAUUACGAACAGAUCUUACUGCAUCUUCAGCUCAUUGUUCACAAUUAGAAGAAGCAAAUCGUGCUUGGCAACAAUUUCAUCAAAAUCAACUUGAAUUAUUUCGUCAUAAAUUAAAAGAUUCAAUUCCAUUAGAUGAAAAUUUUACACUUGAACAAAUAGCACAACAUAUUCUUAUUUAUAUUCAACAAUUAGAAAAUAAUAAUCAAUUAGGUAUGACAUAUUUCAACAUAAAUAAAAAUUAA